AUGGGUCCUUUAUCCAAACGACGCAAGGUUGCGCCAAAAGUUGAGGAGGUCAGCUUUGAUGCAGACGCCCGCCAUGAGUUUCUCACUGGAUUCCGAAAGCGAAAGCUGCAACGUAUUAAGCAUGCCCAAGAGGCAGCUGAAAAAAGAGCCAAAGAGGAAAAGCGACAUGAUCGCCAGAAGAUGCGCGAAGAACGGGCAGCGGAGUUCAAACAAGCGAUGGAAGAGCACCAAAGACAACUGAAGCUCCUCAAGGAAGAAGAUGCCAGUGACAACAGUGACUCAAAUCCCGAUGAGGAUGACAGCGACAACGAUGAAUGGGAAGGCAUUCCAGAGCCGCCGGCGGUAGAUUACGAGGCUGAAUAUAUCGACGAGGACAAGUACACCACAGUGACAGUGGAAGAAAUGGAUACUUCUCGAGAAGGUUUGCGCAAGUCAAUCCAGGGUGAAGACUCGCAGGACGAGGAUGAGAAGGAUGACUCCGCCGCCAACUCGACUACUGAGCCAGAGUCCAAGCCCACCAAGAAGCGAAAAUACUCAACAGACAAGCCCAAGAAGAAAAAGAAGCAAUUCCGAUACGAAAGCAAGCAAGACCGCAAACUUGCGGCCGCAAAGCAGCGUUUGACAAAGGCCAAGAAGGCCAAGGCACGGCGGGAAAAGUAA
This is a messenger RNA of Penicillium macrosclerotiorum, 660 nucleotides long. Its product is annotated as rRNA-processing protein RRP17. Gene Ontology annotation, molecular function: RNA binding. Gene Ontology annotation, cellular component: nucleolus. The record is from RefSeq and is a predicted model, not a curated record. The coding region runs from base 1 to 660 and encodes 219 amino acids. The transcript has 2 exons. NCBI's taxonomy places the organism in Eukaryota, Fungi, Ascomycota, Eurotiomycetes, Eurotiales, Aspergillaceae.